UUGGCAAAAAUGUACCACUCUUUGACUCUUUUGUUCUUUUCUGUAGGCAUAGGCCAUGGUUUCAAGUUUGAUGUUAGUGUUAGUGCUUACUGCUUAGUAGUUUAGUUUGAUUAGGCAUUAGGCCUACUGUUACUCUUGGUGAAAGUCUAGAACGCGAGAACGGAUUUAGUUUUGGACUAAGAAUGCAAUUAUAAAAAUGCCAACUAGGCUGGGUUCCGUAGGCUUACUUUACGACAAGAUAUUACUAGCAUAGAAUAAUUCAUCUCGGCAUUAGGGUUUUUUCAAAGAAAAGUCAGACCUACGCCCAAAUAGAAACAUGGGGAAGGAAGACAAGUAUAUUACCCUGUCGGAAAUAGACCACAAGCUGCAGUUCGUCAGUGUUAUUGCAGUUAUUGAAGAAAUUAUUCCAGUGAUUUACCGUGGCAAGUUGAUUAGAAUCGAACUAUGCUUAUCAGACCAAACUGUAACUCAACCCGGAUUCAACGUCAAAUUGAAAAUGGAAAAAGAAACUCUCAGCCAGUUCUUGAACAUUGCUAAAACAGGAUACAUUAUUCAACUGAAAGAUGUUAAAGUAACAAAAAAUGAAGGCUGCGUAUAUGGAGAAUCUAAAGAUGAAGAAGAAAUAACCUUAUUCGAUGACAGUCAUCAAAGCCAUAAGUGGUAUCCUGGAGAAAAAUCAAUUACCGUUAAUGAUUCGGCCAAGAAGAGAUUUUUUGAUAUUUUAAAAUGGAAAAGAACAAAUUUUAAACAAAAAACAACUGAAGUGGAAAAAUCAAAUACAAGAAGAAGUGGUCCUGUUUAUGAUGAAAAAGGUCAGUUGCCUUCAAAGGCUUUGGAACAAGCUGGCAAUCCUGCUACUUCCAGAAACAAAGAUACAAGUAUAUCAAAAGGUAAUAAAACAUCAAUUGACAAAAUAUCCCCCCAAAACAGAGCCCUUCGACAUUCACCCACCAGAAAAGUAGAAAAAGGCAUAAGCAAUCCUAAAAAUGAACCCAUGAAACUUAGAGAAAGCAAAUCAUCGACAUCAUCUGAAGAUGUAACUACCUCAAUAACUACAAAACUGACUAAGUCUCGAAGUUAUUCCAAUUUGAAUGGAUUGAAAAACUCUGAAAAAAUUAAGAAAUCAUUAAGUUUGUCUAAGCUAAAUAAAUCCAAAAAUAAUGAACCCAUGAAACUUAGAGAAAGCAAAUCAACGACAUCUUCUGAAGAUGUAGCUACCUCAACAACUACAAAACUUACACGAACUCGAAGUAAUUCCAAUUUGAAUAAAUUGCAAAACCCUAAAAAACUGAACAAAUCAUUAAGUUUGUCCAAGCUGGAUAAAUCUAAACAUGAUAAACCCAGCAAGUUUUUUAGUGAAAGUAAAUCACCAUCAUCAUCCAAAAAAGAGCCUGUGUCUAGAUUGACACGAGCACUUGGUAUAUUAGAAGACAACGUGUCAAGCUCCGAGUCCAGUGGUAAAGAACAGAGUUAUAACGAGAAAAAACAAAGUAAAAAAGAAGAAAGUGUAAAUUCUUUGAGUCAAAAGAGAUCACAGGUUACACAAGAAGACUCAUUUACUAACACUCCCAGAAAAUCAACGAGGGACAAGAAACGAGAAGAUAUUGAUCAGAAUAAAGCUUCUCUCAGUCCAAGGUGUGUGAAUGAAAAAUCUUAUACCGGUGAAACAUGUAAUACAACAGAAGAAGGAAAAAAGAAAGCUGGAAAAAGGCCUAUAUCUGAAGAAAUUACAACACUAAAAAAGAGAAGCCAGCAAAAUAUUGUUUUAGAUAAAUCUAGUUCAAUGGAAACAGACAAUUCUCCUAGCAGUAAAUCAGAUUAUUGCUCUCCCAAAACUGCUUCUCUGAAUGAAAAAACCCAAAGUGUGAAGAGAGGAGAAAAACGGAAAUAUCCGGAAAAUAAUGAAAUUGAGAUGACAAAUCUGUCAAGAGAAAAUAUUAAUAGUACAAUUUUAGCUACAACUAAGAAAAUACCAAAUACUGGCAUUAGUCCCACUGCAAGGAAAAUCAUCGCACUUGAGAGUGAAGAUGUGUCUGAUAUUAGUCAAGAACAAUCACCCAAAUCCAAGCCCUCGCUUUUAAGAAGUAGAUUUCUUAAUUCUAGUGAUUCGACAUUGUCAGAAGGUUUCAGUGACACAGAAAGUAGAAAUUCCAGAGGGUCAUUACGAUUGAAAAAUCGUGAAUGUCAAAAGGCUGAUGUACACACAAAUUCUGCACCAGAAAAGAAAAUUAAAUUAAAUUCAAACAUUGUUCCUAUUGAAAACAAAGCUUCUAGUCCUGAUUUAAAUCUACCAAAAGUAAAUCUUCACAAAGCAUCAAAAGAAAAGAAAACUGACCCUAAAAGUAAAGAUUUGAGCAAAAAUAAAGACACUAUUGUUAAAUAUGAAGGAUGUACAAACAAGCGUAAUAAAUCAGAUCUGAAAACUAAACUGGGAUCAGUUGAUGAAAGUAGUAAGAAAAUUAAACUCACCAAUGAUCUGGAGGGCACUACAUCAUUUGGGAAAAAUAUAUUGACUGCUGAAUGUGAUGUAACAGUUGUAACCAGUAAUAAAGUUAAAAGAGAUUCUAAAUCAAAUGAAUAUGUUAAAAGUAAAAAUACCAGAAAUGCAAAAAAUAGUUGGAGCAAUUCAAACAAACAAAACAAUGAUGGAAAAUUUGGAAUAUAUGAAUCGUAUCUAAAGCAAUUAACAAAACAACAAGAUUUCCGAGCGAUUGCAGAUAUUUCUGAUAUCUCACUAUGUGAACUGGAAGAGGCUGAUGUACCUAACAAAAUAGAUCUCGAGUGUAAGAUUGUUUCAGAGUUUGUUUUGGUUGAAGAAGGAAUUCAGGUAGUUAGAGUUCAAGAUGGUACGGUAUGCAAAUGUGGUUCUCUAAGAAUACCUCAAGGCCAAUCUUGGGAUAGUGUAACAAGAGAAAUUUUGGAUUGUCCUGUAGUAGUAGAGAAAUCACCAUACAUUGACAUCAUAAUAUUUAACUACUUCCGUUUGGAUAUUCCUUUAAAAGUAGGUCAAUUCUUUCGAAUCAACAACGUAAUGGGAUUGAAUUUCAAAUUGAAGAAUGAUCCCAGAAUAGGGAAACGGCCCCUUGAGCUUUUCUUUUGCGUGGAAGGACAACAUGCAAAUGUCAAGAGACUUAGCAAGCAACAUGUGAAGGAAUUGAUGCAGAGUAUUGCAGACUCGGAAGAAAGCCUUUCAUCUGCUACAAUUGAAAAAAUUACAACCGAUGAAUCCCCAUUGACAAAUUCCUCUGAAGUUCAACAAAAAAAUAGCCCAAAAAUAGAUGAAGAAAGUAAUUUACAAUCGAAUAAAAAAUCCCCACUGCCUGUAAUCAAAGAAAGUAACCCACCAAAUAAAAAGUCUCCACUGAAAAUAAAACCAGCUUUUGAAGAAAGUAAAACAGAACCUAAAAACCUAACACUACGUGAACCUGGUACUAUUGCAGAUUUUAAAAUUGCAUCUCCUACAAGAAAUUCGCCUGCUGAAAUUAACAUCAACAAAGCAACCCCUCCUAAAAAUUCAGGAACCGAGCAAGAUAAGACAAAUGAAUCUGAAAUUAAUAGAGUAAACAUAAACACGUUGAGCUCAAUUGAUGAAACAAUGAUUGGGGAGACCCCACCUUUAUUGAGGGAAAUUAAAGAAAUCAUGGCUGAAGAAUCAGCCCUUGGUAUUCCGUUUACAGAAACUGAAGAUGUCCACCUUAAAAAUUCAGGAUCUGAAGUGACAUUUACACAGUUUUGUGAAGGAGCAAAAUUGAAAAGUGACAACUUCAGAACAAGUACUCAAACUACAGAAAUAAUGAGUCCUCCCAAGACAAGAAAAGCAGUAGAUUCAGUAGAAAACCAUCCAGCAAGAGAUAAAGUUGUUGUGUCAGAAGAUUCGAGUAAAAUGGAACCACUUGUUUACAGUCCAUCAAGUUCUUCUGUUAGUUCUGCUGUAGGCAGCUCCCCAGAGAAAGGAAAACCUACACAAGAAGCUAUAGACUCAAAAUUAACUCCUUCAGUUCAGAAAGAAAAUGGAGUUAAAACCUCUGAUGAACCCAUAUGUUUAAAUAUAGAGGACUCGAGUGGCGACUCAUCUGUAAAGAUUUUAAGUUCUAAUAAUAGCAUAGGAAUUGAUUUAGAUGGUGAUAAAAAUGCAAGCCAGCAGAAAAGUAUAGAAAAGACAACUGCAGUAAAUUCAUCAAAACCACCAGGUAUUGAAGAAUCAUCAAAAGAUGUACAGGGAAAUGAAUCUUUGUCUCAGAAAGUGGAAGAUAAUGUUGAAGAAGUUGUGGGUGUUGCGGAUGAUAUAACAAAUGAAAGAAUUGAGGUUAUUAGUGACACCAGCUCAAUCGCUUCCCUUCUAGAUGCAUGUAAUGACGCAACAAUAAAAUCAAAUGAGAAGAACAAUAAUAUAGCAAGUUUGAAUGACGAAACCACUUUUUUUAGCUCUAAACAGUUUAUUGAGACAAUAGGAGCCAAGUACUACCACCAAUCCCCUUAUGAAGCAUCCAGAUUUACAGAGGAGGAUUUUAACCAGAUUUAUAAUGAUGAGACAAGGUCACGCCAACAAUUGAGCUAUGCAAUAGACAGAAAUGUACCAUUAGUGUCGUAUAACACUCUUACUAACCAUAUUUUAAGACUAAACCGUUUGAACGUGACAGUUAUUUUUACCAAGAUCAGCCCAUCGAUUUCAGAUUCGUGGAAAGACAAUUGUUUUAAGGCGAGGUGUCCUACUUGUGACAAGUUGUAUGAUGUUUACAAUGCAGCCAACGGCAGAAACACUGAUGACGCUUCUUUCUCGUCUGCAAUCGUAGUUGGCAGUCACGUUGUCUGCCCAGAUUCACAGUGUUGUAAUGCAAGCUUGGAAAGUCCAGAGUUUCACUUUUCAGUAGAGAUGAGACUUCUAGACAACACCCCGUUGACUGCUCUCCUGGCUGGAGAGACGGCAGAGAAGGUUUUUGGUUGUUCAGCACAGAAUGCUGUAAAACAUGAAAGUUGUUUGAAUAAAGUUGAGGAAACGUUAGAAAUAAUAUCUCGUAGAAUAUCAGAUAAACGACCUACAAAGAUUGUUGUCACCAGAAAAUUUAUCUGUGAUCCUAAAUCCGGACCCCUGUUUAUAAUGAAUGUACAAAUCUAAGAAGAAACGCCUAUUUUCAUUAGCUUAAGUAAAACAAUCAUUGUUAUAAUAUUCCUUCCAUGAAGGGAUCAUUAAAGAUUUUGUAUUUCUAAACCUUUUUAAAAAUUCCUUUUUUAUGGAUUUUGUGAUUUACUACAUACCGACGUAAAGUAUGUGAAGUUGUGUAAGUGUGUGAUUUCAAGAUAAUCAUUUAUUGUCCUAUAUUUUAGGUUGUUUUUAUAAAUUAAUCAUUGUGAUUAUUAUUAUCAUUAUUUGCUGUUUAUUAUUUUCUACAGUGCCAUUGUCUGUCAUUGAGCUGAUUUUUCUUGUUGUUUUUAACAUUUAAAUAUUUUUAGACUUUACAUAGUGUUGUAAAUAGUUUUAUAUUAACAAUGUAUGACAGUUAUUUUGUUAACAUACAUUGUACAGUAGGGGCACAUUAGCUUAGAGUUGAUGCACUAAUCAUUUUGUGUUUUAAACCAUUAUAAUAAUUUUUAAAAUCAGAAAAUGAGUUGUAAUGUAAUACAGGGAUAUUUAUUUAUUAAUUAUCAACUAAUAGGAUAGAAUUGCAUUUUACAUUUACAAUUUAGACCUAAAAAUUUUAUGAAUCCAGUUACUUAAAUUGUGUUGACAGACUAUUUCAUCAAAAGGGUUGUUAAAUGGUAAAAAAAUAGGUCUGUCAUAUUUUUUUGUUGUGUUUUGUUUUACGUUUAUAGUCAAUGGUUUUACUAUUAGUUAUUUAUGUAAGAAAUGUGUGUUUAAAGUUUUGUACAUUCAAUUUUUUUUACUUUUUCCUUCAGUAUACAUCUUAAGACUAUUGUGAUAUAAAAAUGUGUUGCAAAAAACAGA
Messenger RNA from Macrosteles quadrilineatus (aster leafhopper), 5944 nucleotides. RefSeq lists its product as uncharacterized. The record is from RefSeq and is a predicted model, not a curated record. NCBI's taxonomy places the organism in Eukaryota, Metazoa, Arthropoda, Insecta, Hemiptera, Cicadellidae. The transcript has 10 exons. Bases 317 to 5116 code for a protein of 1599 amino acids.